Fukomys damarensis (Damara mole-rat) is the source of this 2976-nucleotide messenger RNA. RefSeq lists its product as uncharacterized. Lineage: Eukaryota; Metazoa; Chordata; Mammalia; Rodentia; Bathyergidae. Bases 2167 to 2784 code for a protein of 205 amino acids. The transcript is spliced from 4 exons. The record is from RefSeq and is a predicted model, not a curated record.
CACUGAGCCAAAUCCCUGGCCUGACAUUUGUUGUUUGUUAAGAAUGCUGGCCUGGAGAGUCACUUCCAGUUGGUUUGAGCACCGGGGCUGGGGAGCCCCAGGUAUUCCUGUCAGGGACGUCAGUGCCCACCGAGGAGGCCAUGGGCCGGGGAGUCCUCGGGCCGCCCUGCCCUUGCUUCCAGGCUCUGGGCCUCUGACCCCUGCGGUCCCUCCCCUCCGUUCCCUCCCGGUUUCGCCUCUGAAACUCCAAGGCUCCACGUGGCUGAGAUUUUACUAGGGCUCCCAGCUGGGUCCCACUUUGAUCUGGCUUCAAAAAAUAAAAAGCAGCAGCAGGAGAGCAAUUUUCCCUGGGCUGCCGCACGGAGGGAAGGCUGCAGGCAGGUCCUGACCAGCCCUGGAGUCAGAGCUGGCGGCGGGGGCGGGGCCGUCAGAGCGAGGCCUUCUCCUUCCCUUGCCUUCCUCCUCCUCCUCCUCCUCAGCCUCCUUCCAUUCCAGGCCGGGCAGAGAAGGGGCUGUGAGCCUCCCCAGGACCCUCUCUCCCGACCCCGCUGUCCCCACACCUCCCUGGCGUGCGGGGCUGGAUUGUGGCUGAGGCUCUGCUCCCGCCCUCCCCACCCUGGCCUGUCGCUGGGCGGGGCCUGGUGGUCAAGCCCGUACCCCCUGGCUGGGCCCUGGAGACAUUACUCAGGUGGCUCUCCGUGCCAGCUGGGCCCUCUUGGGUGGUUGCGGAGGAAGGGAGGGUCAGCCCUGCCCUGUGUGCCCAGCACCGCCAUCACCGGCCACAGGGCCCCACCCUCUUGGGCCUCGCCCGAUCUCGGGGACCCUUUUAAGUGGUUCCCGUGCAGCCGGCCGCCACUUCUCAGAGGUCCAGGGCUUCUGCAUCCUUAUGGGGGCAGGGGACUUCGGGUUCCCCCAGGGUUGGGAAGGAGUCACGGGUCCCAUCAGGAAGAAACUGAUAGCCGAGUUUGGUUGGACAGGAGCUGAGGGAAAGAGCUGGGUUGGAUACCUGCUAUUCCUGAGGGUCCCACCUCAGCCCUUCCACUCACGGGGACGUCCAUGUCCUUUUUUGGCCUCUUUCUCCCCUCAGGUAAGCAGCUUAUCCCACAUAUACAUUCCCAAAGUAUUUCCUAAAUAUGCGGCUCUGAGGCUGAGGCAGGAGGAUCCCAGGUUUGAGCCCAGCACGAGCAACUUAGUGACUUAGGAAGAUCUUGUCUCAAAACGGAGCCCCCCCACGCACGCACCUGUCCCCACUGCAGGAAGCACGUGCCCCCCAACUGCCCCGAGCUGCAGGGGGAGGAAGUUGCCCCCCUGCCUCCCCUGAGGGAAGAUGGGGAGGAAGCAGGGAGCCCCUGUCUCCAGCAGGGCGGGGCAGGUGGGAUCCCACAGCGAUAACCAUCCAGCGGCAGCUCCAACCUGUUCCAUGGGUGAGUAAUUUCUUUCCUGGAGGAGAAAGGUGAAGGCCUUGGUGGGGAGCAGUGCCGGCUGAGGUGUCCCUGCAGGCUUUGUGCGAGAGCUGUAGUAAAUCUCUCACCACCCACAGUUGGGGAGGGGGGCCCGCUACUUUCAUGUCCGAGGUUUUACACGGUUGUGCCUCGCCCUCCACCAGGCUCCUCGGCUCCUGCCCCAGCCUCUCCCCAGCCUGUAAAAGUCCAGCCCGUCCAUCCGCGAGCCCCCAGUCCCUCCCAUGCCAACCGCCACAGCAGGGUGGCAAGGACAGGAGGCCAGAGGCUCCUGAGAGGGGCAACAGCCGCCAGGGCUGCCUCCGCCCAUGGCUGCUGCCACCUGGCUGGGUGGGGAGCCUGGGUUCCAGCUUCCGGCCCUGGGGGGAGCCCUGCAGGUCGGAGGCUGUGGUGCCUACUACCUGUCAGUUUUCACCUGUGCCUCCUGAGACAGGUGGCUGUCCGCGUGCCAAGCCCCCAGGGGCAGUUGAAGGUGGCAGGCAGCCCAGUGACUGCCGCUUUCCUGGGGUGAAACAGGGAACCCAGGGAGUGAGAAAAGGGGGUACCACUGGCUGAGCCCCAGAGGGUCAGAGAUGACUCACGUGGCCCAGCAGAUUCAGUGGGGAACACAUUUUUUAUGUUUUGUUUGAAGCAGAGUCUCACUGUGUGGCCCAGGCUGGCCUCAGGCUCCUAGCAAUUCUCCUGCCUCAGCUUCUGCAGUGCCGGGAUGACGGGUGUGCGGCACCACAGCCGACCAGCGCAACAUCUUAACGCUCAAGGAGCCAGGGCCCUCACCAGGGACGCGGGCGUGGGGAAAGGGUCAGUGGCAGUCAUUGUGCAGAGAGCUGAGACCCAACCUGCUGUCAGCCCACGGAGCUGUGGAGAAAGGGAAACAGGGGAAGCCGGACGGGUCCCUGCUUCAUGGCAAGGACAGCAUGAAAGGGUUGCUGGGCAGAGCUGGAGGUGCGGGAAAGCAGCAGGCCGGCGGUAUGGGGGCACCAGGCUGAGUGGCCCAAAUCCCCGGAUCUCCAGGAAUCUCUUCAAAGUUCCAAGUGUCCAGCCUCAAAGCCACCGACAGGUACGGAUCUGCCCCUUCCCUGACCUCCCAUUCCUGCCCUCUCCGUGCCCUCUGGCCUCUGACCCCAGGCUGAUUGUGUCUCCUUCCCCACCCAGCCGUGCAGGGUCCACUUGGGCCAGGGCCUGUGUAGACCAGGGCACGCGGGGGCAGGAAGAGCCUGGAAGUCAGGAAAACCCAGUCCCCACCUGCUGGGACCUGGCCACCUGGGUCAGGGGAGAACUGACCGGGUCCCCAGAACACCUUUAUCCAGCGCUGGGGAGGGUGUGAGUUAGAAGGAAGUAUGCCUGGCCCGUCCCUCAGGGGCAGCACUGAGUUCCAGCCAACCCCUGCUCUGCAGAGGACCCGGGCCGGGCCAGCCGGUCUCGUCAAGGGCUCUCCAAGUUGAGGCACCUGAAUAAUGGCCCAACUUCUCAUGUAGAAGGAUCAAAUAAAUAAAUCAAAAAUCAUAAACGGGAGCCA